AUGGACCCUGCCCAUGUCCCCUACGCGCACAAGGGGCUGAUGGGCAAGCUUCUCAAGAAGGAAAACCUCGGCAGAGUUGAGUUCGACAUCGAAGGCGGCGGGCCGAUAAAGAUGAAGACGAAGGUGGCGAACGUGGACGGGUUCCUGACGGAGCAGCAGGAGAACCGCGGCUACUUCCGGUACGCCGCGCCGUGCACCUUCUACGGCUCGCCGCUUCCCAGAGAGGUCGCACGGUUCGCCGUCGACGACUCGCCGCUUCCCAGUGAGGCCACGGAAGAGAUGCAGGUGAAGAAGAAGCCCCAGUUCAUGAUGGUGUUCAUGUGCGUCCCAGUGGCGCCGGGGAAGAGCAGGGUGAUCUGGGCCUUCCCGAGGAACGUCGGCCUGUGGCUCGACAAGGUCAUACCGCGGUGGUACUACCACAUGGGCCCGAACGCCCUCUUGGACUCGGACACGUACCUCCUCCACGUCGAGGAGCGCAACUUCGCGGCGGCCGGCGCCGAGAACUGGCACAAAGCCGUGUACGUGCCCACGUCGUCAGACAACAUGGUGAUCGCUUUCAGAAACUGGUUCAGAAAGCACUGCAAGAGCCAGGUCGGCUGGGCCGUCCCCACAGCCGAUCAGCUGCCGGCGACUCCAACCAAAGACAAGCUCAUGGAAAGGUACUGGUCGCACGUCGCGCAGUGCAGGAGCUGCAGCGCGGCGUUGAAGGCCAUGAAGGCGCUGGAGGUCGCCCUGCAGUUCGCGUCGGUUGCGGUCGUCGGCUUCCUCGCCGUCGCCAAGGGGACGCUGGUAACAUCAGUCGUGCAGAGAGCUGUUGUUGUGUCCUUGGCCGUGCUGUGCUUCGCCGCGUCCCGUUGGCUCGCGAGCUUCAUCGAGAAGAACUUCUAUUUCCAUGAUUACGUUCAUGCUUACAAGUGA
Molecule: messenger RNA, 918 nt
Organism: Triticum turgidum subsp. durum (durum wheat)
Lineage: Eukaryota; Viridiplantae; Streptophyta; Magnoliopsida; Poales; Poaceae
Source: the annotation of a GenBank genome assembly